Messenger RNA from Antechinus flavipes (yellow-footed antechinus), 2942 nucleotides. RefSeq names its product collectin subfamily member 12 (gene COLEC12). The coding region runs from base 325 to 2553 and encodes 742 amino acids. NCBI's taxonomy places the organism in Eukaryota, Metazoa, Chordata, Mammalia, Dasyuromorphia, Dasyuridae. The transcript is spliced from 10 exons. The record is from RefSeq and is a predicted model, not a curated record. Gene Ontology annotation, molecular function: signaling receptor activity.
UUGCGCCUCCUUUCGUCGGGUCGGGUGAGUGAGUGGUGUGCGAUCUCCAAGUUUUCAGACUGGAAAGAGCCCGGGACGCAGAGCCCGAGCUCAGAGGACUGGCUGACUAGUCGAGAGGAGGACCGGCAACAGGCACGUUUACCAGUCAGCAGCAACAAUCACUUUGGGAAAUAAUAGCAGCAACAGCAGCAGCAACAGCAGGAACAGCAGCAGCACCGUCCCACCGGUGCUUGAACAUGGAAAUACAAUAAGAAAAAGGACUCGAGCAAACUUCAGUCUAAGAGGCGUUUCGAGUCUCUCAGGAGGCUCCUCUUUUCUGUCAACAUGAAAGACGAUUUUGCAGAGGAGGAGGAGGUACAGUCCUUCGGUUACAAGAGGUUUGGUAUUCAAGAAGGAACACAAUGUACCAAAUGUAAAAACAACUGGGCCCUGAAGUUUUCUAUCAUACUAUUAUAUAUUCUGUGUGCCUUGCUAACAAUCACAGUAGCUAUUCUGGGAUACAAAGUUGUAGAGAAAAUGGACAAUGUCACAGGUGGCAUGGAGACAUCACAUCUAAGAUACAAUGAGAAACUCACAGAAGUGGAGAGUGGUCUGAAGAAAUUAGGAGACCAAACUGGGCAGAAAGCUGUAAGCACCAAUACAGAACUUUCCUCCUUCAGAUCGGAUAUUCUGGACCUCAGACAACAACUUCAUGAGAUUACAGAGAAAACCAGCAAAAAUAAAGAUACCCUAGAAAAGUUACAGGAGAGUGGGAAUCUACUGGAUGACAGGCAGAGUCAAAUGAAAGAAACACUGGAGAAUAACUCUUUCCUGAUCACCACUGUCAACAAAACCCUCCAAGCUUACAAUGGCUAUGUCAAUAAUCUGCAGCACGACACAAGUGUUCUCCAAGGGAACUUACAGAGCCAAAUGCAUUCCCACAAUGUGGUCAUCAUGAACCUAAACAACCUGAAUCUAACACAAGUGCAGCAAAGGAAUCUAAUUAGCAGUCUGCAGAGGUCUGUGGAUGACACAAGCCAAGCUAUCCAGCGGAUUAAGAAUGAUUUCCAAAAUCUGCAACAGGUUUUCCUUCAAGCAAGGAAGGAUACUGAUUGGCUUAAGGAGAAAGUUCAGAACUUGCAAAUGCUGGCUGCCAACAACUCUGCCUUAGCCAAAGCUAACAAUGAUACUCUAGAGGACAUGAAUAGCCAACUUAACUCUUUCAAUGGUCAACUGGAUAAUAUCACUACUAUCUCACAAGCCAAUGAACAGAAUCUGAAAGACCUUCAAGACUACCACAAAGAGUCGGAGAAUAGAACUACCACCAAGUUUAAUCAGCUAGAGGAACGAUUUCAAAUCUUUGAAACAGAUAUAGUUAACAUUAUUAGCAAUAUCAGCUACACAGCCCACCAUUUGAGGACGCUGACCAGCAACCUGAAUGAUGUCAGGACAACUUGUACAGACACCUUAACCAAACACACAGAUGACCUAACUAGUUUGAACAAUACAUUGGCCAACAUUCGUUUGGAUUCUACAACUCUCAGGAUGCAGCAGGAUGUCAUGAGAUCGAGAUUAGAUAUUGAAGUCGCCAACUUGUCUGUGAUCAUGGAAGAAAUGAAGCUGGUAGAUUCCAAGCAUGGUCAGCUCAUCAAGAAUUUUACAAUACUACAAGGCCCUCCUGGUCCCCGGGGACCUAAAGGUGACAGGGGACCCCAAGGACCUCUUGGCCCAACUGGCAAUAAAGGACAAAAAGGAGAAAAGGGAGAGCCAGGGCCUCCAGGCCCAACAGGUGAAAGAGGCCCAGUUGGGCCAAUCGGCCCUCCAGGAGAUAAAGGCAGUAAGGGCUCCAAAGGAUCCCCAGGACAAAAAGGACAAAGAGGAUCCCCCGGGAAGACUGGGCCACCGGGACCAAGUGGAGACCCAGGCCCUCCAGGCCCCGCUGGCAAGGAUGGUGCUCCAGGCCCCCAGGGUCCUCCUGGCUUCCAAGGAUUACAGGGCACUGUGGGAGAGCCUGGAGUUCCUGGUCCCCGGGGACUUCCUGGACUACCUGGUGUGCCGGGCCUGCCAGGUCCAAAGGGCCCCCCUGGUCCCCCAGGUCCCUCAGGAGCAAUGGCUCCACUUGCUCUACAGAAUGAACCUACACCAGCACCAGAGCCUAAUGGAUGUCCCCCUCACUGGAAGAACUACACAGACAAAUGCUACUAUUUUUCAACAGAAAAAGAAAUUUUUCAUGAUGCAAAACUUUUCUGUGAAGACAAGUCUUCACAUCUCAUCUUCAUAAACACAAGGGAAGAACAGCAAUGGAUAAAAAAGCAGAUGGUGGGAAGAGAUAGCCUCUGGAUUGGUCUUACAGAUUCUGAACAGGAAAAUGAGUGGAAGUGGCUCGAUGGAACUAUCCCAAAAUAUACAAACUGGAAAACUGGGCAACCUGAUAACUGGGGUCAUGGCCAUGGACCAGGAGAAGACUGUGCUGGACUAAUCUAUGCUGGGCAAUGGAAUGAUUUCCAAUGUGAGGAUAUUAACAACUUCAUUUGUGAAAAAGACAGGGAGCCAGCAUCAACUUCUACAUUAUAAUAAGCUGUGAAAUGACAGAUAUGGACACAAAUUCUGGAUAUUUCCCAAAAGCAAAGGAUGUGCCUUUUUUGACUAGAUCACUUUCUCACCCCAUGGAAAAAGAAAGCACUGAAAACUGGUUCAACAAAAAAUCCUGCUGCAAAUUUUUCUUCCCUCCCAUCAUUACUCAAGGACUUGGGACCUAGUUGAUGGUCAGUGCAUAGCUGGAUGGAAUCCCAUAAUCUUUCUCAGCCAAUAACCAACCAAGUAUGUGAGUUCUCACUUCAGAAGCACAGGGAUACUCCAUUCUGAAUGAAUGCUUGUUAUUCAGCUAUAGGAAAAGCUUAAACAUCUACUGUGUAAACAGUGUGUUACAUUUGCUAAAAUCCCAAAUGUAGGAAAAUUAUACA